UCUGUUCAUAUAAUAUCGCAAAUGUCCGGUCCUAUAAAUCCAUAAACCUUUGCAAAAUUCCCCAUCAUAUGCCCACAAAAUGAUAACAAGUGCUGUCGUCGUUAGAGGUAAUAAGGGUGUCACCGGUACUCUCACCGCUAAUGCCGGAGAUGUCCGGCUCCGUGCUGUCAUUGAUAACGCUGCCUUCGGUAAUGGAUCCACCGUCGAUAUCGACAACUUUUUUUUCUCUCUCGAAAAGCCCGGCUCCUUUAUAGUCGAUUAUAAAUUCCCUAAUCAGGAUCUCCGUUUUCAGUUUAUGAACACAAUAAAUUUAUUACAGAAACAGGUAAAUUGGACUUACACUCGCUCGAUAAGGGAUAAUCGAACAAUUUUGGAUGGGGCUCUUGUUCUUCACCCGGCUAACAAGCUCUCCGCUAGCUACAAAUUGGGUUCCAAAGAUUGCAAGUUGAAGUACAGUUAUGUGUAUAAAGGGGUCACCGCGUUAGAGCCAAGUUAUGAUUUUGCCAAGAAUUCUUUAGACUUAGCAGUGUCGCAUAAAAUUGCCAGUGAUGUGAUCAAAGUUUCGUACGAGAAUGUGAACAAAAAUUUGGGAGUCGAAUGGUUGUUGAAAACAUUGCUAAAUCAAGAGGAAGGAAUUAAGAUUUCAGCAUCUUUCAAUUUGGCAGGGGGGCUACACAUGCCAAAAGUAUCUGCCGAGACCUCAUGGAAUUUGGAUAUGUAAUUCAACGCUUGGAGUAUAUUUUUAGACAAAAGAAAUGAUCUACUAGCAGCUCUUCCUCUCUCUAUCCCUUUAUUUUCUUUUCUAAUCUUAUAACGUAGCGGCCUUGUCAAUUAAAAAGUUAGAAAUACAGAUUAUUCAUUAU
Manihot esculenta (cassava) is the source of this 863-nucleotide messenger RNA. Its product is annotated as outer envelope pore protein 24A, chloroplastic. Gene Ontology annotation, molecular function: voltage-gated monoatomic cation channel activity. The coding region runs from base 80 to 721 and encodes 213 amino acids. NCBI's taxonomy places the organism in Eukaryota, Viridiplantae, Streptophyta, Magnoliopsida, Malpighiales, Euphorbiaceae. The record is from RefSeq and is a predicted model, not a curated record. The transcript has 3 exons. Gene Ontology annotation, biological process: regulation of monoatomic ion transmembrane transport.